AUGAGCAACCAGUACCAAUUUGGCUUUUACGAAAACGCCAUGAAAGGUCAACUCAGGGAUUACGAAACGCAUUCAGACAUUUCUUGCAAAAUCGGAUAUAGCGACUCCGAAUCGGAAGGAGUGGCAUCCAUUAAGGAUGUACCAUAUUAUGCAUAUAACCAUAAUUUGAACAAUUCUAAAAAUGAGAAAUUAGAAAAACCCCUAUGGAAAAGUAUCUAUGACAUUGAAGAGACAACCAAAAAUUCGUUUUCCGAUUACGAGUACAAAAAGAAUGAAAACAGUGAUAGUGAAGUGGAGUCCCCAAGGUUUGGAAACACGUCGGCGGAGGAUGAAGAGGAUGAGGAGGAUCAGGAAGAUGACCGAAUUGGCAAAAUCGGCGAAGCGACUCUGAUGAGAAAAGCCAACCAAAUGGACGACGCCGAAGAAGACGAGUGGGGAAAGGGGCAAACAAAGGCGGCCAAUCAUCCUCAAAAUUUAUACCCACUCAUGAAACGAGAUGGUCAAAUAAGAGAAGUUCCUUUCAGGAAACCAUUCGGGAACUUUUUCAAUGAAGGUACACACAUUGCUAACCAUCUCAGUUAUAACUUCAGAAAAGAAUUUGAAAAUAAUAUGUACAGCAAUUUGAGCGCCUUUAAAAGUGCCCAGAAUAAGAUUUCUGUCGACCAUGGUGAUGAUGCCUCCAGGCAUUUCCUCAAGCCCAAGACGUUUAAGGACAGCAAUGGAUUGUUUUAUGACUUCGGUGAGGAGAAGCUGGACAUUGGGUUUUUGAUAAAGGAGCAUGAGAAGCUAAUAAAGGGGCGGGGAUCGGCCAAGGGGGCGAAUUCGGCGAAUGCCAAACGUGCUCGCAACGCGGCCAAGACGGUAACUGCGGGGGAAAGGCCAAAUGACUAUCCCACCCCAGGACAGUCCCUCCACAAUCCCGAUGCCGCCAAACAGAAGAGCAAACAAAAUGUCACCAAAUUGAAAAAAAAACACACACACCAGUAUGCUGUAAACAGUGCCGAUAAAAACUCCUCAUUAUCGUCCGGGAACAGCACGUCAGAUACGUACGAACAAGAUUUUGUAGGCAAAAGGAAUGUCCACUUUAAGAGCGACGAAAUGGGCAAAGAGGAUGAUGCACAGUGGCGAAGCCCUGCGGGGGAAGAAGAGGACGCGGAGGAGGAGGAAGAAGAAGAAUCGGAAGAAGUGCAAAACACGGACGAGGUGGAUAACGAAAUGGACCAGGUGGAUAACGAAAUGGACCAGGCGAGCGACGAAAAGGAAGAGGUGAGUGACGAUAUGGACAACGGCACGGACUAUGGCACGGACGACAACACGCAUGAUAACCUGGCGAACCAAGUUCACACCGCCGAUCCUCCAACAUGGAAACAAAAAAGAGAACAUGCUAAUGCGAGAGGGGAAAAGAACACCUGGAAGAAGCUUACUGAUGAAGGAAACGACCCACAAGAGAAGAAAACGGGGUCUACGCCGAAACGAAGCGGCGAUAUGGACCACGACAUAAGCGGCGCAGAAAGAAAGACGAAACCGUUGAAGGGGGGAGCAGACGAAGAUCGCCUGAAUGAGCACAUUGCGAAACAAAUGAACUUUGAGUGGUGGAAGGUUAACGAAAAAAUGAGCAGUCCAAACGACAUAGCAAAGUCACAAGAGGGAAGUGAGAAUAGGGGAAGGAUAUUAAAUCGUUAUGAAAUACCAAAGGAUAUCUCCUACUAUGUGGAAAUAUAUCAAAAGAGAAAGGAAGGAAAUAAUGCAGAUCUUAGAGAUGAGUCCAAGAAUCAGCGCCAAGAGGGGAUGGAAGAAUCAACUGAGGAGGCCUCUAUCGAUGGGAAGACUAGCACUAGUGGUCACAUCAGUAAAGAGGACUUCAAAGUAGAGGAGAUGCACCAUAAGAACAUCGAGAAGGUUAGUAGUUCCUCAUUUUUAAGUGAACAAAUGGGGCGAGUGCACAAUGCAGGAGAUUCAGAUGAAACGGGGGAACCAACCGGAGAGGUGCCACAAAAUGGAGACGUCUUCACCCAAGGGAGCUCUUCGGUCUAUCCCCCGAGUGAUGGUAUCAAAACAGUCAUGCAUAAUGGCCAAAUGGAAGCAGGUGUAUUUGAAAUUUUUAAUCAAAAAAAGGACCCCUACUGUAAUCAAAGUAGCACAAAAGGGAAUGAUGUACCUACAGGUGUUGGCAUUGCAGGGAGGGGUUCACCAUGUGAAUAUUUUUUUUAUGACAAGACGGAAGAAAGAAACCUUUUGCACACAUCACCAGAGGACAGUUUGGACAAGAAGAACUACUCAGUGGAUGGGACCUCUCCCCCGAUGGACGAAAUAUAUGAUAAAAUAAACGCCCACUUUGGCAGAAGUACGAACAGCAAGAAUUACAUGCAGAUUAUGGCAGAGGACAUUCAAAGUGGAAAUAAAAAUAUUCGUACAAAUCUGGAAGAAUCGAAAGGAUCACAGAAUGGACCAUUUUUGGAACUAGAGAGAAAAGAAAAAAUCGAUAUCUUUUUAAACUACUUAAAAUGCAUUGAUGGGCAUUCAUUAAAUAAGGCCUUCCAAUACUUCGUCGAGAAAGAGAAUGACGACAGUGUGAGGAAGCAACUGGAGAUGUGCUUAAUGGGGAAGGAAAGGGAGGGGACGGCGAAUAAAGGAACAGUGAGUGAGGCGCAAGGAAGCACCCUCCUGGUGACCAAUCAAAACACGCAAACGGUUAGGGCCAGUUUAAAAAAUGAACAAGUGCAGACGAACAGUAAGGGAGGAAACAUGGAGGACAAUUUUAUGCAAACCGAUAUAAAGGACGUUAACACCAAAUUGUAUGUUAAAAAUGAGAUGAUAAACAAAAAGACAAGUGUGGAUUCGAUUUUUUUUAGAAGCUUAAGCAGGGAUGGCAAAAGUACCCCCAAGAGUGGGGCCUAUAAUGGUGAAGAAGUUGCACAAUUCGAAGGAAAACAAGCCAAAUGGGAGAAGAAGGACCCUCCUCAUGAUGCACACAAUCUUGUGGAUGAUAAUAUAAAUCGGGACGAAUACAACGAUCUGAAAAAAAUCAAUGAAUUGAAGGAGAAAAUUUUAGAAAAAAUUAAAACCUGCUAUGAUAACAUGAGUGAAAAUAAUGACGAGGCGGCGGCCAUCCUGAUGCUGCAGGAUAGGAAGGAACACAACCCUCUGGGGAGCUCCAAGGGGAUGAAUAAAAGCAGCAAUGGUUAUACUGAGCGAGGGAACAAUAGCAGUGCUAAGGGGAAGAAAAAAAAAAGAAGCAAAGGCAUCCUCACGAUGGAAACAUUCGAAUCGAUGAAGUCUUUCGAGAAAGAAAUGAAUUUGUUAAAAUCACACAACGAAAGGUUAAGAAGGAGAAUUGAAAAACUGUAUGCAGAAAAGGAAAGGCUAAAAAGCGAUUACCUUAAGAUGGAAAAAAUUAAGGAAAGCCAAGAUAGCCUUUUCCUGGCCACAGAAAAACACAUAGAGAAGUUACACGACCAGUUGGAUGACCUGUCCAGACGGAACCAAAACAUGAAGGGAGAUUUGAAGAAGAAAAGUAUUCAGAUUAUUGCCCUCGAGUCACAAAUAGAUUUAGAUGAUGCACCUGGGAAGAACAAUAGAGGGGAUAACCCUAUCGAAGAAUUCGAACAGCAAACAGUGUGUACAACAAGGGGAGAUAUGACGAAGAAUAAGGAGCACUUCCUCGAUCUGAACAGACAGUUAGAAAAUUCCAAGGGACAAAUAAAAGAUAAAAAAAUAAUAAAGGAACAAAUAAACCAACUGCAAGACCAACUACACACUUUAAAAGAUGAUAUUAAAAUGAUUGAAUCUCUAAAAAUGGAAAAUGAGAAGCUGAAGAAAUUGUUAAGUAGGAAAAAUUCCAACCUGAACGAGUAUGAAAAGAACAUAAAUAAGCUAGAAAAAAAUAUCGGAAUGUUGAACGAUCGGAAUUUUGACUUGCGCAGGGAAAACACCAAUUUGUGUGCAGAUGUGAUGGCCCUAUCACGUUGCGAUGAGGCGACAAUAGAUCCUCUCGACGCGGCGCAAAAGGGAACUCGCUCAGGUGGCGAGGAAGCACAAAAUGGACAAGCAAUAACAGAUAGAGAAAACAAAAUAAAGGAUUUAGAAGCACAUGUUGAUACGUUGAAGCAGCAGAUUUUUGACCUAAAGGAAGAGAUCUUCGACUUGAAGGAAAAGAACGUCCAGCUGAAGAAAUCGGCCAUGGUGCGCAGCAGUGGAGACAUCCGAACAGUACAAACGGAGGCGGAGAAAAUAUAUGUCGACAAAAUUAACCUGCUAAAAGGGAAGCUAGAAGAAAGUAAAACCAAAAUUAACAUGCUUAAUGGAUUGCUCAAAACGUCCAACAGUCAAACUACUCAAUUGAAUAAGAAGGUCAGGACGAUACUGAGAGAAAAUAAGGCCUGGCAGAAAAAAUAUGAAAAAUGUCUCACCUAUUUGGAGAGCCUUAAGGUGAAAUACGAUGAGGAGGUUUUAAAAAUCCAGCGACGGAAGUCCCCAUUGGUUUUGGGUGCACUCAAGGAGGCAAGCAAGUCACCUCUACGUAGUGGGGAAAGCUGGCUCAAAGGAGCAAGCGGACAGGAUGCUCUUAAUGCAGAUGGAUCAAUACAACAAAAUGGUCUAAAGUCACUCGAAGGGGAAAUUUACCCAACUGAGGUAGCACCGCGGGAAGAGGAAAAAAAGGGAGAAAUCCAACUUGUUAACAGCGCAGACACGAACGGUUCUUCCCCAGGACGGAUGGACAGCCACAUCAGAGUAAGCUUGUCUAACAAAUAUGAAGAGAAAGAAGACGAAAAUGAGGGUAAGUUCUACAAAAUUUCCAAACUUAACGGUGCAGAAUCCUAUAGGAAGAUUUUCUUCCCCUUUGGUGAACAAUCAAAUGCCAGCUUCAAUUUGGUUCACAACGAAAACAAGGACGUCAGAAUAAAUGACAUCUUCGAAAUUGAUAACAUUACAAGAGAUAUCCAUCGUAUGUUCUCCGAUAAUGAGGAGAGUAUGAAUGGGAAGGGGGGAAAUAGGUUCUACUCCACGGAAAGUGGGAGACAGCAUUACGCUGAAAAGGUAAAGAAGGCCGAGGACAACGGCCCAACGGAGGGAGCCUUAAAAAGUAUAGAAAAAAUGUACGUAGCAAAUAGGAUAAAGCAAAUGAACGAAGAUAUUCAUAAAUAUAUAGUUCAAAGGAAAGAAAAAGUGGACUACCUCCACGAUGGAAAUUUAGUGCAUCAGGAAAAUGCUCAGAACAAGGGAAACACCCAAGGGGAUCGUUUAGAAGGUCACACUAAAUUGGCCCUCAAAGGAAAGGACGACUUCAAUGACGUCACACAGGUGGAUUACUCCACAACGGACCAGAUGUACUAUCCGUAUGGAAUGCCACAGUUGGCUCAAAAGAACGUGCGGGAUGAUACAAUCAGUUUCAGCGAUACACAUGUAGUGAGCAGCACGGAGGAGUCCUAUGCUCUGAAUAACCAUUUAAGAUCCGGAAACGAAAAGAACAUCUGCCAGCGCGGGGGCUUCACAGAAGCCUCAGACCACUUGGUGCUGAAGAACGAAAAAAAUUUGAGAAGCGUCUUCAGGUACAAAAUAAACGGUGAGGAGGAAGAUGUUCAGAUAGGGAACUCCAUUGGGCGCGAUCACCCACAAAGUCAGCAUGGCACAGCAAGCAGGAUCUCCACAACGCAGCAAAGCGGCAUAAAGGAAUUGAGCCAUUCCAAAUGUGGUAGACAGCUCGUGGAUGACAUUUACACUAAGGCAGAUGAGAAUAAGUUGCUCACCCUAGGUAGAGAUAACACGUUACUAUAUGAGAAUGAAUCGACGAACAACCAUUUGAAUGCUUUGAGGUAUAACCCGUAUGAACAUAAAAACGUGUCAGGUGGCACCACCUCGGAUGGAAGCAGGUGGGAUAUUCCAAGAGAAGACAGAAUGAAUGACCCCAAUGGGAACGAUGUGCCAACAUCCGAACCAAACGGAAAGGAUGCAAAUGCUAAAAAGAAAAAGUCAGAGGCAUGGAUAAUCGACCUUAAAAAUAAUGAAGUGUUUCCGUAUAGGAAGUUGGAGAAUACGCUCCUAACGGAUGAGGAGACAGACGUAAAUUCAGAAGGGGGCCCCAAAAGUGGUCAAAAUAAGGCCCCAAGAAAUGGCCCUGCUGGUCCCAAAGGCGCGAAGAAGAAGGAAAAGGCAGCAAAGCACACUCAACGGGAAGAAAAGAAGUAUGGUGGAAAUAACCGCAUGAGGAAAAACACAAAUGUUAGGACAUUCCCCCCCGAUGAGAAAUGCACAAAGGGACAGUUCGCCAAAAAGGCGAAGAGUAAAGAAAAGCUACACCUGCUCGUUAAUAACAUCUCUAAGCUAGUCAAGAACAAAAUAAAGGAGGAACUAAAAAACAACAAUAUUUCCAAGGACAUACUAAACUUUGAGAUUACAAAAAUAAAAAAAAAAGCAAAUGGGUCAAAGGACAGCUUGAAUAAUAAACGGCAGGACACCACCAUCAUUUUGAGCAGCGAUUCCAUGUCCUUAUCUUCCGAAACGUUGAAUGGCACCUUCGAGACGGAAGACGGUUGUCAGAAGAGUGGAAAAUGGCAGAAUGGGAAUGCGGCUUCUUCUACGAGUGGACAGGGCACACACAUGCACGCAAGCACCAAUUCCGCAGGAAGCUCCAUGGAUAUCAAUUUGGGAAGAGUUGACAUGAAAAGCACCAGAGAAAUGUGUGAAGCGCGUCGUACAAAUGCUCCAGAUAGCACAAAUGCCUCGAGACAGACAAACCAUAAGCAGAGCGCGAGUGAGCUGUUUGCCCAUGAAAAAAACUCCCCCCUGGUAGGCAAAGAAGCCUACCUAUAUGACGAUGUACUCUCCACCAAUUUCAUGUUAAAUGACAUCAGCCUUAACAAUGCCACGUGCUUCGAUCCAAACUUCAUUGGCAUCGAACAAACACUUCCAUCCGAGUUAGCCCUUGCCAACAUGGAAGGGGAAGCACUCCACUUGAAUAAGCUCCCCAGCAGCUAUUUGGACAAUAUGAAUUUAUAUCACCACGCAGAUAGAAAUAAAACUUUCCACUUGGGUCAUAAUAGCUAUAUGGAGGUGAAGCAGUCGAUCAGUGGGAACCAUGGAGCUUUCGCCUGCAAACCGCUGGACUGCAACCAUGCCAAUGCGGAGAAAAAGAUCAACAUGAAUCACGUCCCAAUUAAUGGAGAUUUAAACAUGAGGAUGGGGAUGAUUCCUAACGGGCUAGAAAGUCAGAUAGCUGCACAUGCACAAUAUGGAGUCAAUAACAGGGUCGAAAAUGUGAACACACGGUGGGAUGUAAAUACGAUAAGUGGUGAUUAUCAAGGAAUGGAAAGUGCCCUGGUAGGCAGCAUGUAUUCCCCCGCCCACAACUACACGAACGGAGACAACACCAUGUUCCAAGUUGAGAAGCUAAACAGCUCCUACUUGUUUGACAUUAACUCCCUGAGGCCAGAAGCGAACCCCCCAUUUUACGAUCACGCCUUUUUAAAUUACAACCAGCUUGAUAGAAGCGGUGUGACGGCGGGAAACCACGAAUGCACGUUAGACAGCAAUGUAGGCAUCCCUAACUUUUGUAAUGAGGGAAAGAGUACAGUUGGUGCAAACCCCAAUGGCUUACAGGAUGGAGACCCUAAUAGCAAGCAUCUGCCCCCCAACAACUGCAACAAAGCCGUGUCGAAUAGUCAGGCGCAAAGAGGUGAUGAACCCUGCGAAGGGAAUGACACGAAUGACACUAAGGAUAGGAAUGAAGCGAACGACACUAAGAAUACGAAUGAGAGCGGAAAGAUAAAAGAACACUUGCCAGAAAACCAAAAGGGGGGCCUCAAAAAUGCUAGGAGGUCCAAAUCGGUGGACGUUAAGAAGGUAGGAGUGAGAAACAGAUUAACUAAUGACACCCUUUCAGAGAAGCCGAAAAUGAAGACACAGAUAUUGAACUACUCUGGAAAUAAAAAAAACGGACUAAGAGAUAUGUCAACAUAUGCUGAUAAAGUUCUUGAAGACAUGAAGUCGCUCAUCCCGUCCAACGUUAGCAGCAUAGUUGAGAAAUCGCCCAAGGGAGGCAAGGGCAGUGGUAGUGUGAACGAACUUGUUGCUACGAAGUGCAAAUCUAAUGGGGAGACGAACCAGAGGAAGAAUCUCAACAUGGGCGAUGAAUAUAAGGUCGGCAUAUUGGGCAAAGAAAAUGAUAAACUGAAGUGCCACCCAGGAGGGGGAAUUAUUAAGGGCAGUUCUGCAAAUACCAAUUUGGGCGGUACCACCAGGACGUCUGAUUUGAGCUAUACAUCGCAGGACACGCUUCCAUCAUUUCGCACCAAGGAACGAGAAAGGGAAAACUCUCUUGGGAAAUAUAACAUGGAAGACAACGGGCAUAUGAGAGGCAUAAACAAAUCGAAUGAUGCGCAAAGGAAUGACUAUUUUUUAGAGGGGGUAAAUAAUGAGGACGUACUGCUAGGAAAGCAUUACUCUCGUGAUACAGCGAAAAAGAAGAACAUCAUUUCGUUGGAAGAAAAGAAUAGUGAUGAACAUGCAAAAUUAAAUGCCCAUUUAGGUAGUAACAUGGGUGAUAUAACCUUCGCCGACAUUGGAGACGUUCCGCUUAACGCAUUUGGGCUGGAUAAUAUGCUAAAAGGAAUGCACUUAAAUAAUUACCCAAAUAAGGGAAGCAAUGUGUUAGGUAAUGCCUUAAUUCCCAGUGCUAGUUUUGCAGAAAACGGCUUAAUGUACAAGAACGGUAGGGAAGAGACUCAUCAAUUUCAGUCCGAAACUCGCAAGAGCUUAAGUAGCUUCCGAGAAGCUUUAAAAAAACAAGGCAUUUUGGGUUAG
Messenger RNA from Plasmodium inui San Antonio 1, 8799 nucleotides. RefSeq lists its product as hypothetical. The record is from RefSeq and is a predicted model, not a curated record. The transcript has a single exon. Bases 1 to 8799 code for a protein of 2932 amino acids. NCBI's taxonomy places the organism in Eukaryota, Apicomplexa, Aconoidasida, Haemosporida, Plasmodiidae.